GACCCAGACGUCCUGUUAUCGUCGAGAGGAUAUCCUGUUCCAUGGUCAACACGUAGGCUCCCUUCACACACAAAGAUUCACUCGCCAUGGUGCAGACCGGUGUGCUUGUCGCUGCCUUGCUCGCUCUGGGUGCUGGGGGCGCCCUCAACCCCGCCUCGGCCCUACAGUUCUGUGGCGCCCCUGAUAAAGAAGUCGGAUACUCAGAAGACGAAGUGAUGUUUUCCAAUACAGAAAAAAGCAAUCUGUGGGCCGAAGGGUACGUGCAGCCGGGGAGAUAUUUUGCAGGGAUCAGCGUCAAAGUAAAUCAAGGGAAUGUUCAACACGUAGCUUGGUUCCCUGCUGCCCCUUGCUUCCCUGACACAGGAGAGAAGUGGGAUUGGGUGAAGGUGAAGGUAACAAAGGACCUACAGGGAACGCCUCCGACUCCAAAUAAUCAUUGCUACAUUCGCUUUGAUCUUGUUUCCACUUAUUGCAAAAAGAACUGUAAUCGUCAUGGUAAUGUCUCAUGUCGGUCCCUUGGAGGUCUGAGUGUUGUGGCUCGUGGGCCCUCAAACUGGAAAAGUGACCAUCCAGAAAUAAAUUGUCUUGUAAAAAUGGAGUCGAGGCCACCGCCCCCUCCUGUGUACAUCUGCAGGAACCCUCCAUUCAGGCCACCUCCAAACACUACGGAAACGACAUCAACAACCACAGCCACAGAUCUCUCCCCGUCUUCUGCGUCAUCUGCGUCCUCGUCUCCGUCGGUGGUGCUGCUGAUAGUGGUGCCGGUGGUGGCGGUGGUGAUAUUCCUGGUGAUAGUGGUGGUGGUGGUGGUGGUGGUCUGCCGCAGGCGACGAAGACGCAGAUCAGCGGCAUCACUGCCCUGCGUGCCGACGCGGCGCGGACUGGCCGCCUCCUGGCGCGUCGGCAGCGAGGUACAGGUCGACGACAACCAUGUGGACGUGGCGCCGCCCACGGGCCCCACCGUGCUCCCGCGCGUGGCGCCGCGGCAGCAGGAGCCCGACUACCUGUACUUCGGCGACGACGAGGAGCACAUCUACGACGAGUUCCCGGAGCCUCCAAUCUACGAGGAGAUCCCCGAGCCUCCAACCUACGAAAAUGUCGCCGAGCAUUCACAAUGCCACGUAGACGAAGAUUCAGACUCCGAUGACGGAAAUUACCUGACCCCGAGGCGCGCCCCUCCGGGCACGCCCUCAGGGGUCACAAAGGGGUGAGGCGAGGCUGCAUGACCCUGCUCCCGACGCACGGGGCCCCGGCUGCUGCCACACCCAGGCUAGCACACCACGCAGGGGUGAGCACUGCAGGAUGAGGGCAACCUGCAGGGGGCAGCACCGUGCCCGCCAGACAAGCAGGGGGCAGCACCGUGCCCUCCAGACAAGCAGGGGGCAGCACCGUGCCCUCCAGACAAGCAGGGGGCAGCACCGUGCCCUCCAGACAAGCAGGGGGCAGCACCGUGCCCUCCAGACAAGCAGGGGGCAGCACCGUGCCCUCCAGACAAG
This is a messenger RNA of Eriocheir sinensis (Chinese mitten crab), 1496 nucleotides long. RefSeq lists its product as uncharacterized. The transcript has 2 exons. The record is from RefSeq and is a predicted model, not a curated record. The coding region runs from base 87 to 1211 and encodes 374 amino acids. NCBI's taxonomy places the organism in Eukaryota, Metazoa, Arthropoda, Malacostraca, Decapoda, Varunidae.